Molecule: messenger RNA, 4726 nt
Organism: Eupeodes corollae
Lineage: Eukaryota; Metazoa; Arthropoda; Insecta; Diptera; Syrphidae
Gene: DIP-delta
Product: lachesin
Exons: 12
Coding region: 1292-2701 (469 amino acids)
Cellular component (GO): neuron projection
Source: RefSeq, a predicted model, not a curated record
AGUAGACGUGUUUUCCAAUUAAAUCAGGCUUGAAUUUUUAAUUUGAAAGUUUCCAGGAGUGAACUUGUAUCUGUGUUGAUGAUCAUCACCAGACCGAAACUAACAACGUUAACUGUCAUCGCUACCGCCUUAGUGACACUACCACACCGCCACCGCACCGGGUCGGGAGUUUUAAGUGCGCCGUAAAAAGUGUUUGAUUUUUUGGCUCAAUUAAUAGUGAAGUCCUUUUUUUUUUUAUUAACAAGUCCUCCCAGGGGCUUCAAAUCCCGAGAAUAGAAAAAAAAUCCUUAAAUUAAAACAAAGAAAGGACGGAUAAAAAGUGAAGAAGAAAAGUAAAAAAUCUAAGAAAAGUGCUGUGUUUGUGGAGUUCUCGAACUUCUUCCGCACCAACUGUUUUAAAAUAUUCACAAAGUCAUUAAAAAUUUAAUGGAUUGAGGAUACUCGUCGCUGUCGGCCUCAACAUAAAAAGGAUAAUUCAAGACCAACUAUGACGACGCGGCUAGCAAGUCAUCCAGGAAGUUGAUGCCAUUCUCAUCCAUAAAUCACUUGGAAACGUUUUUUUUUUGUUGGCGUUUUUGUUUCUGUACACAAAACCUUAACAAAUGUGGAAUAAUAAAAAAAAACUGCCAACCAGAGAUCAUUGACAGGAUAGCCACCAAGCCAUCAGCCAGCAUCCGAAAUCAGAAAUGUGUGGUGGUGCAGCAACUACUCCAGCACAAAUCUGUGACGAGCAGGGAGGCUUCAUUUGGCGAAAAUCAACUAGAGACACAACAUCGUCAACAACUCACCCAACCAGACAAAGAUUCAACAAUAAAAUAACCCGCCCAUCACAAGCGCGACAUCAAACGAGUCCAAGGAGUGUGAUUUAUUUUUGAAAAUUUCAAUUUAAAAAAUAAAACUAAAAAAAUUAAUAAAACGAAUAAAAGAAAAAAGUGAAGAAUCAAGAAAUAAUGCGCGACGGUCGAUGCAGUGAAUAACUCAUAAAUGAAAAUCGAUGCGAGUAUUAAUAAAUCAAAAGAUAUUAAAGUGCCAUAAGGAAGGGAGGGACGCCAUCGACAACGAGUGAAUUCGCGGUGGCUAUACCUACCGAGACGACGACGCGACGACAAGCAAAGCAAUUCCGAAGUUCAAAAGUUAUUAAGUGAUAUCCGCCAACGCACGCCGGCCGAGCCACCACCUUCCGCGCCGCCUCCGCCACCGCUAGUUGUCUGCCGCCGGAAUUAAUAUUUGCAUUUUAUGAUUAAAUUGUGACUUUAAUGUGCAUCAAUCAGAAGUGGAAUAGGUAGUCGCAAUGUUUCUGUUAACGGUGGUAAAAUUGAUAUUGAUAGCAUUGAACAUCUUUCCCCAUCGUUUCACCAACCGGAAGGUUAUGUUUGUGAUAUAUUUGACCAAUCUGGUGACACAUGUUAUGAUGGAUGAACCACGUUUUGCUCAACCUAUUCCAAACGUAACAGUUGCCGUAGGACGUGAUGCCAAUUUGCCUUGUGUGGUGGAACAUCUUGGAACUUACAAGGUAGCAUGGAUUCAUAUUGACAGACAAAUGAUUCUGACAAUUCAUCGACACGUCAUCUCUCGGAUACCACGCUACAGCAUAACAUACGACAACGCAAAUACAUGGCUGCUGCAUGUCAACCAAGCCCACCAGGACGAUCGAGGAUACUAUAUGUGUCAGGUUAAUACGAACCCCAUGAUUAGCCAAGUUGGCUAUCUGCAAGUUGUUGUUCCACCAAAUAUCCUGGACAUCGAAAGCACACCAUCAUCGGUUGCUGUUCGUGAGAAUCAAAAUAUAAACAUGACAUGUCGGGCGGAUGGUUUUCCUGCUCCAAAAAUUAUCUGGAGACGUGAGGAUGGUGAGGAAAUUGCUGCCGAAAAGAAGAAGAAAGGUAAAGUUUUAGUGUACGAUGGAGAGAUCCUGCCUCUGACAAAAGUUAGCCGAAACGAGAUGGGAGCGUAUCUGUGCAUAGCAACAAAUGGUGUCCCUCCAUCUGUGUCCAAAAGGAUUAUCUUGGAUGUUGAAUUUUCACCGAUGAUAUGGGUACCAAAUCAACUUGUUGGGGCACCAGCUGGCACUGAUGUUACUAUAGACUGUCAUACGGAAGCACAUCCAAAAGCGAUUAUUUAUUGGGUAUACAACUCGGUGAUGGUGCUUCCGAGUAAAAAGUACAAAACAGAUUAUACGGAAAAUUCAUAUCGAGCGCACAUGAAGUUAACGAUAAGAAAUUUACAAUACGGAGACUUUGGCAACUAUCGAUGCAUCUCGAAGAAUUCGCUAGGGGAAACAGAAGGAUCAAUACGAGUGUACGAAAUCCCACUGCCAUCGUCGCCAUCGAAGCAAGUUACACAUGCAGUUGUUGAGCCAAAAGAGAAUAAUAUAAUUCCUCAUCGAAAUGAGACAUCUAAAGUGAUACAACCGGAGGUAUUUCCAAUGAAAUCGGAUUUGCUUGGAAGUCCAGGAGGAACGGGUGGGAGUGGCGGAUCAUUGACGUCUGGUUCGAGCUCAUCGUCAUCAGCAUCUGGAGGGUCAAUAGAUAGAAAAGGGUCACUGGCGAUAGGAAAGAGUAUGUUUUAUACGGAAAAUCCACCAAAGGAGUACGGACACUCCUCGAAAGCUGCAUCAAAACUAGAUGAUAGAUAUUUUUCUAAAGUCAGCAGCAUUUGUCUAUUCGGAUUGAUUACACUUUACGUUCGCCUGCAGUUAUAAAACACAGUUACUUUCUAUUAAAACAAACAAAUAGCAUGUAAAAUAUAAUAUUGUUAUCAUAUUUGGCUAUUUACUAUAAUUACUUGCUAGAUAAGUCCUAAACAGACAAAUUAUUUGAUUUCUUUUUUUAAUUAUUAUUAUUAAUUUUGAAUACUUUAGUUUCAUAGCUUUAUGUACAUACCCAAAACAAAAACUAGUUCAUAAGGUACCUAAUAUUAUUUUUAAACAAAAUUUUGCUCAUAGAUUUUAUAUUAGAAAUUCUGACAAAUAAUAAUUAAAUUUAACUUACAUAUAACAUAGUACGAUUAUUAUUAAUAUAUUAAAUUUUAAAAAAAAGUAAAGCUAGGCUUUUUAUCGGAUUAACUGUAUAGACAAAAUUAUUUGAAUUAAAAUAAAAUGAUCGGAAAUUAAUGAACAUUGUAAAGAAAGAUUUAGGACAAAACUAUAAGAAAAUAUAAAUAAAAAUAACAAUAAAUUGUUACAAAUAAUUGUGCACCGAAGGAAUUAAAGCUUAAAAAUAUUGAAAUCAAUAUAAACAAAAAAAUAAGGAAAACUAAGAUAAAGGCAACUUUGAAAGGGUCAAACCAAAAUAUCAACAUCAUAUACCUGAUGGAAAUUAAUGCAUCUUAAAGUAUUAAAAGCAUUUUAAUAAUUUAAAACAUAUCUCCCUCAAACAUAUCAAGUGCUUACAUUUUUGGAAUUUCACUUUUUUUUUACAUACAUACAUAAUUAGACCUUAAAAAAAAGAAACUGUUUUAUAUUCCAAGCAUAUCCUUUAUUGCCUCAUUUAAAUACCAUGAUAAAAAGGUACAAGCUGAUAUUUGAAGCGUUUCGCUGAGUUGCGUUGUGCGAUGGACGAAGAAUGGACGGACGAUGGUAUAGCGAACAUUUAUGACAAUUAUUUAACACAACAUCCUAUUAAUAUCGUCACAGCAUAUAUACACUAUACAGUAGCAUUGUAAUGCAACAAUGGCGCACAAUCGUUCGUCCUGUUCAAUAACAGUAAAUUCACGUUUUCCAUCCAUCAAACCGGAGCAGAACAUGGAAAACGGCAGUUACACACAGUUAACCGGAAAUGAAUUGUACAUCCUUUUAAAUCACAAGAGACCGCAUCAUGAUCUGCCACCGAACUGAACCACACCAACAUUCUUGCCCACACCAUAUAAGACCCAUUCAACAACAGAACCAGAACCAGAACCAGAUCCACACUGCGGAUGCGGAAAUUAUGACCAUGAUGAAAAUGUAUAUAGAUAGCCGUAUUAUUAUUAUACAUAUAUUUAUAAUUACGUUAUAGUUAUUAUAUAAAUUUCUUUCCACCAGUACACCAAUAAUGUAAUUAUUAUUAAUUCCUGUUGCUUGCUCGCGUUUUUUAAGUAAUGUAAUUGGCUGUGGGUUGAAUUUUAUUCUCUUAGCAUGAAAGCAACAUGAGUAUCAAAAUAAAUGAAGCUUAAGGGCCAAACAAGCCAAAAUGAUUUAUCGAUAGUUGUUUACAGACAGACAGACAAAAGGAUACAUUAUUAUUAACAGUAAAUAUUUAUCAUCUGAGACGUUCCAUUCUUCCAUUAAUUCAACAAACAAAAAAAUCAAUAAAAUAAAAAUAAAUAUUAACAAAAAAAAAAAAAAACAAAAUCGGAAUUCAGAUGCCAACAAAAAAUAUUUAAAGACAAGUAAUCAAUUAUUUUUAAUUAUAAUGUAGUGCAUUAAGUACUUACGUAUAUAUAUAUAAAAAUAAAGAACUCAAUUAAAAUGCAUGAGAAAGUGUAUUAUAUAUUCAAGCAAAAAAAAAAUUAUAUCAGUUUUUAAGUGAAACAUAAAAAUGUAAAGUCUUAAAUUUAAGCAAACCAAAAAUCAUGACAAAUACUUAAAUAUACUUGUAAAUAUAAUUAGACUCAUAUUGUUGCCUAAAGUUAAUAUAAAUUAAUUUUAUUUUUAAAAAACAAAAAAUUAGAAUCAAAUAUAAUGACACAAAAAUUAAAUUUCUAUUGAUUUUGUAAAGAAAAAAAAAAAAAACAAAUAUAUACAAAU